Pieris rapae (cabbage white) is the source of this 4090-nucleotide messenger RNA. RefSeq names its product protein numb (gene numb). The record is from RefSeq and is a predicted model, not a curated record. NCBI's taxonomy places the organism in Eukaryota, Metazoa, Arthropoda, Insecta, Lepidoptera, Pieridae. The transcript is spliced from 7 exons. The coding region runs from base 865 to 2226 and encodes 453 amino acids.
GGACGGAAGGGGCUUCACUCGCAGGGUUUGCGCGAUCCACGCACGCCGCAUGCCGCGAGUCGCGACCGACCACUCUGUUCGGCUCCACAGUAAAUUUGUCCGCCUCACGCGCGGCGCGCGCGCUCCCUUCAACCGUAUUUCUUAAUAUUUACUUAUUUUAUCUAGUCAAAAUGUAGAUCAGUGCUUUCCGUAUACAAAUAGUGCAUUUUUAAAAAGUAAGAGUGUGUUAAUUUUAAAAAUCGUUACAUUCUACGGUCCGAAGAACAAUGCUGUGGGAAAAAAUAACGUUCAGCUGGCAUCGGCACUCGUUCCCAGCUACCUACCUACCCCCCUCGCCCCGCGGACCCGGUACCGGGUUCAAUGCGCCUCUCUGCGUUUAUUCAUCGUUUGUGGGAAAAGUUGACCCCCAUUUUUAAAUUUUUAUUGUUAACGAAUUCACACGAUUUCGAGUCGACUACCGCAUCUUAAACCUGCAUCCUUCCUUUGUUUUAUAAAAUAAUUAAGACUAAUGUGACAAUAAACCUAGUAACUAGAUAAAAGAAAAAAUAAGAUAAACUGUAAAAAAUAUAUCCGUGAAUAAACAUCAAGGUUGCAACAUUCGUGGAAGUGUAGUGUUUGUGUUGUGCUUUGCCAUGUUUGUUGAGUUUAAACUUCUUCGAAUUUAUCUGUCUGUGCGACGAAUGGGAUCCAGUUGUCAUUGGAGGACGUAGCCGCUUGAGCAACUAGUGUACUCCACUACACGUGCAUAUUGUGAAAGAACCGUUACUAUGAUAAAUAUAUUAAAGAUAUAUAAAGUGAACAUUCGGGGGUGGGCGGCGAAGUUGUGAAUAUAGUGUUGUUUGAAAGUUAUUACAAUUUUUCAAAAUGGGCAAUCAGGGAUCAUCACCGCAUGAACCACUGGAUCAUGUCCAGGCGCAAAAUCCAGAUUUGAAAAUGAAGUCUUCAGUGCGCGGCUCUGUGCGGCGGGCACGCGCAACUGGCGCGUUGUCCCCGCCGCGCGCAGGCAUGGAGCGUCUGCGCCGGUCGUUCCGGGAAUCAUUCCGCCGGCGUAAAGGCAGCCCGCCGGAAUCGGCGAGGCCGCACCAAUGGCACGCGGAUGAGGCAGCCGUCCGAGCCGGUACCUGCACCUUCCCGGUGAAGUACCUCGGCUGUGUUGAGGUGUUCGAGUCACGGGGUAUGCAGGUCUGCGAAGAGGCGCUGAAGGUGCUUCGGAAUUCACGUCGUCGUCCCGUAAGAGCGGUGCUGCAUGUCAGUGGAGAUGGCCUCAGGGUAGUGGAAGAAGAGACGAAGGGACUCAUAGUAGACCAGACUAUUGAGAAGGUGUCCUUUUGUGCCCCAGAUAGGAAUCACGAACGGGGAUUCAGUUAUAUCUGCCGGGAUGGAACGACGCGUCGCUGGAUGUGUCACGGGUUCCUGGCGUCGCGUGACAGCGGCGAGAGACUUUCGCACGCAGUGGGUUGCGCCUUCGCAGCGUGCCUGGAGCGCAAGCAACGCCGGGAUAAGGAGUGCGCCGUGUCUAUGAGCAUAGAUGCCGCUUCACAUGCCUUUACGCGGCAAGGAUCCUUCCGGAAGUCGGUGAUCGGUCGUCGCGUAUCAGAGGCAGACGCCGGUCCGCCGAUGACUCCGGCUCCCCUGGCCACGCCCCCCACUCCAAAGACACCGAGCCCUGCCCCAGUGCCAAUAGCCCCCGUCGUGCCCCAGGGCCAACGCCCCGCGCCCCACAACCCCUUCGCAGUGGAGCGCCCCCACGCUGCCCCACAUCUGCUGGAGAGACAGGGCUCAUUCCGCGGCUUCGCUCAUCUCAAUAACAAGUAUGUAUGUUCUCCAUUCAAGCGCCAGAUGUCGCUACGAAUCAGUGAGCUACCGUCAACAGUUGAGCGACAACGAUUGGGGCUCGGUUCGCCCGCCACCCCGCCUUUGCCCGCCCCGCCCAUUCCCGCUUUGCCCACGUUGCCCGCCUUGCCUGCGCUGCCCGCACCUAAUGAUAUUGAAGCUAUAGAGGACGCGGUCGAAUCUGACCCAGUGGCUGAAAUGUGUCAGCAGCUGUCUCUUGGGCUCCGGGCCCUCACGGAGGAGCCGGUACCCGCAGCGGUGGGUGCUCUGCCCCAUCCCGAGGCGUGGCUGGGGCGUGUCGCCCGGGCUCCGCCCUUGUCUGCCGGCGGACGAGCCGCUUCCUUCGCGGGACAUGCCACAACCAACCCUUUCCUUACUCCAGCACCACUCUAAUUGGUGACGCUUAAUUGCCACGAACACCUCUUCUAUAAAAGCCAUAGACAAAAGUUUAUGGUAAGCGAGAGUAUAUGAGGAUGAUAUACAUGAGGAUGACAUGAUAACACACACAUAGAUAAAUAUAUAUUGCUAUCACGAAUGUUGAAUUUAUAAGCUGUUGCAUUAAAUGUUAACGGCAUCCCGUUUGACAUUUAAAAAUGUAUUAUGUCACGAUACAAUAGUCUAUGGUCAUGUACAAAAUCUAAAACAUUGACAUAUGAGAAGAACUUAACUGCGCUAACUUAAUAUUGCGCUUAAUUUGUUUUCUUUAAUGAAUAUAACGUAUUUAAAAUAUAUCUUGAUUUAAUUAGAUAUCAAUGAGAAUUUACUUUCACCACGUGACAUGCGCGUGCGCCGACUUUUAAAUUUGAUUUUGUUGAGCGCAAUUUUACACUAGCUUUACGAAACAAUCGCACGAUCACAUUUAUAAUAUUAUGGGAUAGUCCUAAUUACGGCGGGACGAGUACCUCUAUCGCAAUUUAAUAUAAAAAUAAUAAUCUAUGAUCAUUAAUUUUGCACUCGGUGAAAUCUGUCCAAUUUUAAAUUGACUGCCACAAAAUCAAUUUUCUGUAGUUUUAUUAAAAUAAGUGGUUAUUUUUUCGUGGAUCGUACUUAUUUCAGUUCGUCUAGGCGAAGAUUUCGUACAAAAUCAAUUACUUAAGAUGUACUUAAACGCCGAAUAUGUUCCUAGCCUACGAAUGUUUACGUCCGCGUCGCAGCGUAUACUCUUUUAUAUUCUCUUUUUACAUAAUCGAUUGUUUGCUACGAUUUAUUUCAGUACUUACUUUUUGACAUGAUUUAUAACAUUUUAAAAUGUGAUGCGUCUACGCACAUUUGACGUGAUAUCCUCUAGAAUACUUAGGCUACGGGCUGAACUUGAGAAUUAAAUAAUUAUGGAUUUAGUACUUAACGCAUCGUUGAAGAGCACUCUGCUUGCAUGUGCACUUAGAUAGAGCACUGCGAGGGCAGUAUUGGUCCUUCGAUCCGGAACAAAUAAAAUGCAGUAUUCGUGUUUGCUUGUUAUACGUACUUGGAUAUAUUUUUUUCUGUUUGUAUAUAAUUGUACAUUUGUAGAAUUGUGUGAAUCUUUGUUAUUUUUUUUUAUUUCUGACAUGAGACGAUCAAACUGUAAAUGAUAACUCGGUGUGAUUUUUAAUGUUGUUUUGUUUUUUGUUAAUUAACUGUAAAUUCGGUUAACGAUUAGUAAUUGUUAUUUGCGUAAGUUUUUACAUGGCAAUGUCGCGAUUUUAAUGACGGAGCACAACAAACACUGCACAAGGAUUUUUGAGUUUUUACAUUCCGACAGUUGGACCGACUUUUAUUCUCACGCCAGCACUGCUUUUGUACGUAUUAUGUAGGGAAUAGCAAAUAUACGAAAAUUUUAUCGCACAUUGAUGUAUUGCACUCGGUGUCUAUAACAUUAUUUAUUGUGCAGUCAUGUUAUUAGUACAAAUGACUUUAGUAGAUGAACGCUUGAUGCGUUUUAACCCAUAAAAUAGUUCAAAAUUUUACAAAUAAUUGUGAUAUUAAGGAUUUGUAAAAUUCUGCAUGUGUACAGAAGCCGUCUUUAGAUGUUUGAGCAUAAAUAUAUGUUUUCAAAUAUUUGUUAAAGGCGUCAUUAAGUGUCAUAAUAUCUAAUCUUGAUCUGUCAAAACUGUCAAACGCCAUAGAGAACAUAUUGAACAGAUUAGAUUUGAGUUUAAUUACGUAAAUUUUAUUCGAUUUUUAAAUUAAUGAAUUAAAGUGAUAUAAAACCUAUUUGUCCAGAAGAUGAACGAUAAAUAUCUAAAGGUAUAUGAAAAAAUGUUUAUGUAAAUGUAUA